AUGCAACAACACACCACGGCCACGCCGCUUGUGCCAUUUCCUUACACUGCCUCGCUGCGUCGUGUGUUGUUGCUUCCACGCCACGCCAGAUACACCAUUCUUAGAUUCUUUUUUGUUAUUUUAUUCCAUUCAUUAGUUAUUUAAAUUAUUUGCAAUUAUACGGUCGGUAGAUGCUUAAUACAAAACAGUGGAUGAAAAUUAAAGGUAUCUAAAAGCUUUAAGGAGGGUGAAGAGAUUUGAUUUUGCGACGACUAUCAAAUGAGAUCAGUUUUGUUUGAGGUCUGAAACGAAAUGCCAGAAACUUCUUCAAUGCAUCGAUGCUCAGCUUAUCUGAACGCGCUUACUCAAGAAAUCGAGAAGAAGCUUCAGCGGGCCCUGGCUUCUUCUUCGCAGAGACGCAACUUGUUGCAAGAGUUGUUUGCUGAUGUGGCUUUAGAAAUUGAUGAUCGAGCCAGAGAUAUAAUUCUCAGCAAGGAAGAAGGUAUAACUUUUCCUGUUGUGAAUGAUCUUGAUGGUCAACUAUGCUUUUAUGAUGUCCUUGCUGAUUAUUAUGUUCGGGUGCCUGAGAGUGGAAACCAAAUCCUUGAUUUGAUUGUCCAGCUGUGGAGCCAGUCAUUUGCGUCACAUAUUUUUGCUCUCUUGUUCCACAAACAGCUAUUUGAAGUUCAGUUUAAUAAUAAUGAAGUACUCUUACGAUACUCAUCUGCUCUUGUUCAAGGUGCUACAAAUGUUUUCUGGAUUGACAUCCAGUCAAACACAAGGCGCUUCCAAACUCUUUUUCGGUAUCUUCUUGAGGAAGUUGCAUUGGAGCCCAAGCGAAUAAAUAAAAUCCCUGGUCAGGCCCAGCGCGAUCUGUAUCUUCUACUUUCAAGGUUUAUAUUUUUUUACAACUCAGUUGAUAAACUUGAAAGCUUCUUAAAGCAUUUUCCUGUUUUUCCAAACGCAUUUUUGGUUGGCACUCCAGCUGACUUCUUUGUUAUUGAACUAGCAGAUCAGCUUCAGAAGUUGAAGGUGGAGCCAGUUCUGUUGCAUUACCUUUCACAAAUUAAAGUUCUUCAAGGGAUGGAACUUAGAAUGGCCACGAGCACAAGGUUAAAGACAUGUUUGUAUAGCUUCACUUCUCCCGGUGGUCCUAUGUAUCCUACAAGGGCUGUUCGUCAUGCAGCCUGGGAUGCUUUGGACUUUCUCUACCCUGUUGGGCAGUACCCUCGGCAUCUGAUUAGUCUGUUUUUUCGACUUCUAUAUCCAUGGUACUGGCCCUCUUCGUGUUGGAACUUUACAAUUUCUUGCAUAAAGGCUGUAGUAUAUACCGUGUUGAGGUUGGUCUUUUCCAGUUGGGAGAAGGUGAGGGAGCUAAAGAAUUCAUAGAUGCUGUUAUGGAAUGGGUUUCGUAUAUGGUUUAAACUACACAGUUAAAAUAUCAAAAAAUAUUAGGUGUUUGGCGUUAGGACUGUGUAAUGUGUGUUGUAUAUGGGUUUUUUUUUUUUUUUAAUUUUUCUUUUUAAGGAUUGUCUUUGUUAUGCUUCACCCCAUUCAUUUUAAUCUUCAAGGGGUGUAGGUAAUACUGUUUCUUGUAAUUAUAAGACAUUUCUUUGAUAUAACUAAUGUUCUUUUUGGCUCUA
Mangifera indica (mango) is the source of this 1622-nucleotide messenger RNA. RefSeq lists its product as uncharacterized. NCBI's taxonomy places the organism in Eukaryota, Viridiplantae, Streptophyta, Magnoliopsida, Sapindales, Anacardiaceae. The record is from RefSeq and is a predicted model, not a curated record. Bases 292 to 1368 code for a protein of 358 amino acids. The transcript has 11 exons.